This is a messenger RNA of [Torrubiella] hemipterigena, 917 nucleotides long. The record is from the annotation of a GenBank genome assembly. NCBI's taxonomy places the organism in Eukaryota, Fungi, Ascomycota, Sordariomycetes, Hypocreales, Clavicipitaceae.
CACAAAUCCCUCGACAACAGGCCUAGAUCUUUACCUGCCGACCGCGCUCACGAAACACCUCUCCCCUCAAUUCACACCCGAUUUCGACAUAAUGUUCAUGCAGCGAACUGUUUUCGCCGCGGCCCGCCGUGCUGCUGUUGCGCCCGUCGCCACUCGCGCCUUCACAACCUCCUUCGUUCGCCGUGAAGCUACCAAGGCUCCCGCCGCCGCUGCUGCCAAGUCCGUCACUGGCUACAAGACCCUGACUGAGAUCCGCUCUGACGACGACCUCUUCGGCCCCGGUGCCAAGCCUGGCACUGUCCCUACCGACCUUGAGCAAGCUACCGGUCUCGAGCGUCUCGAAAUCCUCGGCAAGAUGGAGGGUGAGGACAUCUUCGACAUGCGUCCCCUCGAUGCCUCCCGCAAGGGCAACAUGGAGAACCCCAUCAUCGUCCGCUCUGCUGGCGAGGAGCAGUACGCCGGUUGCACUGGCUACCCUGCUGGUUCCCACGUCGUUACCUGGCUCGGCCUUUCCGUCGACCGCCCCAUUGAGCGUUGCCCCGAGUGCGGCAACGUCUACAAGAUGGAGUACGUCGGCCCUGAGAUCGACCACCACGGCCACCACGGCCCCGAGAUCGAGGAGCCCAAGACCUUUGCCGACUUCAUCAAGCCCGAGUACCGCUACCAAUAAAUUUGUUCGCCACAGCGAGCUAAUUACAAAAAAAGUUGAAUCGGUGUUGAAUUAGACGGCCGGGAUCGCUUAAUUGGCGGAUACCCCGUGUUUGAUAUACUAUUUGCUGUUGGGGGUGAUGUGAGGUGGAAUCAUUAGACUAUGAAGAUAUUCACACGAGAAGGGCGGAACAGGGGCUGUCUGUGUAGAUUAUCGUGGCAUUUGUGCUUUCCCUUUGUUACAAUUUAUACAUUUUGACUAUAACGCG